GACCUCGCCCGCCCCGGAAGUGCAAACUGUGUGGUCUGGCUGGUGUGGAUUCCGCCGGUAAAGGCUGAAGGCAGCUACCUUAAAGAUGCCGGGAUCCGCAGCGAAGGGCUCGGAGUUGUCAGAGAGGAUCGAGAGCUUCGUGGAGACCCUGAAGCGGGGUGGUGGGCCGCGCAGCUCCGAGGAAAUGGCUCGGGAGACCCUGGGGCUGCUGCGCCAGAUCAUCACAGACCACCGCUGGAGCAACGCGGGGGAGCUGAUGGAGCUGAUCCGCAGAGAGGGCAGGAGGAUGACGGCCGCUCAGCCCUCCGAGACCACCGUGGGCAACAUGGUGCGGAGAGUGCUCAAGAUUAUCAGGGAGGAGUAUGGCAGACUCCAUGGACGCAGCGACGAGAGUGAUCAGCAGGAGUCCCUGCACAAACUGUUGACAUCCGGAGGCCUGAACGAGGAUUUCAGCUUCCAUUAUGCCCAGCUCCAGUCCAACAUCAUUGAGGCGAUUAAUGAGCUGCUAGUGGAGCUGGAAGGGACAACGGAGAACAUUGCAGCCCAGGCUCUGGAGCACAUUCACUCCAAUGAGGUGAUCAUGACCAUUGGCUUCUCCCGAACAGUAGAGGCCUUCCUCAAAGAGGCUGCCCGAAAGAGGAAAUUCCAUGUCAUUGUAGCAGAGUGUGCUCCUUUCUGCCAGGGUCAUGAAAUGGCUGUGAAUUUGUCCAAAGCAGGUAUUGAGACAACUGUCAUGACUGAUGCUGCAAUUUUUGCCGUUAUGUCAAGAGUCAACAAGGUGAUCAUUGGCACGAAGACCAUCCUGGCCAAUGGGGCCCUGAGAGCUGUGACAGGAACUCACACUCUGGCACUGGCAGCAAAACACCAUUCCACCCCACUCAUCGUCUGUGCACCUAUGUUCAAACUUUCCCCACAGUUCCCCAAUGAAGAAGACUCAUUUCAUAAGUUUGUGGCUCCUGAAGAAGUCUUGCCAUUCACAGAAGGUACAGAAGUUGUGUGUGCAUGCCUGCAUGUGUUGUGUGUAUUCGGGGUUUGUGUGUGCAUGUGUUUUGGUCUUUUUGUUGUUUUGUUGGUCAAUAGAACUGAAUGCUGUCAGGUUGUGUUUUUUAUCAUACUUCUUGUGCGGACUGUUUUCUUUAGCAGCUCAGAGUGCUUGAGGACCUGAUCAAGUCCAUGUUAAUUUGUUCUGAGACGAAUAUAUUUUAGAUUUAUUGGGGCUAUUGUGGGUUGGAUCAUCUAGCAUUGUCUGGGUUUGGCUUUGCAUGCUGUUUGAGAUAUAGACAACAACCAGUUGGGAAAAUGUACCUGUUUUCCUGCUAUAAGGAGCCAUUUUGGUGAAUUGACUCCCAAAGGAAGCAGGUUGUGAAAUGUUCCUCCUUAGAAAACUCGCCUGUAGCCUGGAUAGUCUCAUGUGUUGGGGUUCUUUUCUCUGGCUUCUUUUGAAGGCAGCAGCUCAGCUUAUUACGCCUGCAGCCUCAUCAGCAAGGGUGGCCUUACACACCCUCUGAGAGCAAUGCAUAGUAGUUGGGGUCCUAGUUCCUCUUGGAAGUUGAAUGACUUCAUCCCUUUAUUUAAAUAAACAUUCAGUCUUCAAGAAAUAGUUAUUGAGCACCUACAAUGUAUCCAGCACUCUUCUAGGCACUGAAGAUAUAACAAUGAAUGAAAAAGAUAAGGCCCUGUUCCCACACAUUCUAUUGUGGAAGACAGAUGAGAAAGUUUCAGGUCGUGGGAUGCCUGAGGACAAGCAAGGCUGAUGUGGUAGAAAGUGGCUAGGGGCCUGAGAUUGAGGAAGGGUCUUAAUGAGAUGACAUUUCAGCUGAGUCCUGAAUGAACAGAGUCCACCAUAUGAAGAUCAUAGAGUUUUCCACGAGCUGAUGCAGGGGCUUAGCCAGUUAGAAAAGGAUGGCCAUACAUGGCUAGACAGUAAUGAGCAAGGGGGAGAGUGGUCCAAAUUGUAAUUCAUGUGGUGUGGCAGGGAGGGCCCAGAUCUUAAACUUGAAUCCUGAGUUUGAAUUUUAUUCUAAGGGCUGUGCAGAGGCAUGGGAGAGUUGUAAGCAGGGAUUGUCAUGAUCUGAAGUCAUCUCUUCUGGUUUGCAUUUUUCCAUAGCUUCCCAUCCUUGGAGAGCUAAUAUGCCUGCAUUCUCAAGCCUGGAAACUAUAGGCUACUUAAUUAUGAGAGAGGGAGCCUCAGUUUUACCUUUAGUAUGUGUGCUUGCCUUUCAGGGGACAUUCUGGAAAAGGUCAGCGUGCAUUGCCCUGUGUUUGACUACGUCCCCCCAGAGCUCAUUACCCUCUUUAUCUCCAACAUUGGUGGGAAUGCACCUUCCUACAUCUACCGCCUGAUGAGUGAACUCUACCAUCCUGAUGAUCAUGUUUUAUGACCGACCACACGUGUCCUAAGCAGAGAUUGCUUAGGCAGAUGUAGAAUGAAAAGGAGACUUGAGUGUUGCUGCUGAAACACAUCCUUGCAAUGUGGGAGUGCACAGGAGUCCACCUAAAAAAAAAUCCUUGAUACUGUUGCCUGCCUUUUUAGUCACCCCGUAACAAGGGCACACAUCCAGGACUGUGUCUUGCCUUUCAGAUCUUAACAGAGCAGCAGGGCUUAACCUGUUGAUUUUGGAGCCUCUUAGUGACCUGGCUGCGUCUGUGUCAGGAACUUAAACUUUCUGGUUCAAUAGUGUGUUAAACAUAACACUGAAUACCUUGCUGGGAUACAGAUUUUUGCUCAGAAAUGGCUACGAUACUUCUUCUAGGCUCUAGCAAUAAAAGCCACUUGAAGGUUC
This is a messenger RNA of Symphalangus syndactylus (siamang), 2783 nucleotides long. RefSeq names its product eukaryotic translation initiation factor 2B subunit beta (gene EIF2B2). Gene Ontology annotation, molecular function: guanyl-nucleotide exchange factor activity; translation initiation factor activity. Gene Ontology annotation, biological process: translational initiation. Gene Ontology annotation, cellular component: eukaryotic translation initiation factor 2B complex. NCBI's taxonomy places the organism in Eukaryota, Metazoa, Chordata, Mammalia, Primates, Hylobatidae. The record is from RefSeq and is a predicted model, not a curated record.